GCGAGCACAAGACCGAGGAAUAUGCAGCCAUCAACCCAUUCCAGCUUGUCCCAGCAAUUGACGAUAAUGGAUUCAACCUCACUGAGAGCGUCGCCAUUUUGCGUUACUUGUGCCGCGAGCACAAAGUGGCCGACCAUUGGUACCCCAGUGAUUCAAAGGCACAGGCACGUGUUGAUGAAUACCUUGAGUGGCAGCAUGUGAACACCCGACUGCAGUGUGCUAUGUUCUUCCAGUUUAAGUUCCUGCGACCAAAGAUGCUUGGGAUGCCAGUGAAUGAAAAGAAAGUUGCGGAGUUCAAGGAACGGAUGGAAACUGUGCUGGAUCAGCUGGAAACCAUUUGGUUGAAAGAUCGCCCGUUUAUUGCCGGAGAUCACAUAACCAUUGCUGAUUUACUUGCUGCUUGUGAACUGGAGCAACCAAGUAUGGCUGGGUAUGAUGUGUGUGAGGGAAGGCCCAACCUGACUGCCUGGUUCAAACGCGUCAAAGAUGCAUUCCAGCCACACUAUGAUGAAGCACACAUGAUGGUAUACCGUGUCAAGGAUAAAUUUGGCGGCAGUCCCAUGAAAUCAAACCUUUAACAUGAACGAUGGUGUAUAUAUAGUUUUUGAGGCAGUUCCAUAUGUAGGAUUAGCUGUGAUGUAUGUUUUUCCUUUGGCAUUAUUAAAAGAAAUAUUAUGGGAGUUUCCUUAGUAUGUAGGCUGUCAAAUUUGAUGUAUGAAUACUUAUUAUAAGUUAAAGACUGGUGCUGUUGUUAGUGAAAAUUAUUAUGUCAUAAAUAUAACUUGAACAUUUAUUUUAGAUACUCACUUGGCAUAAAUGUAGUUUUGUGACUGUAUUUGUAAAUGUACAGAACAAAUAUUGCUUAUGUUACUGAAACCCUAGAUACAGUUACAGCAGUUUAUAUUUUUAUAUGUGAAUAGUUUCAUGAGCAUUUUAUAUCAUAGUAUCUAUGACUAACAAAUAUUGGGUAAUAAAGAAAUUGUAAUUUGUAACUGCAUUUGUGAAAAUUAAUACAACAGAAAGGACUUAA
Penaeus vannamei (Pacific white shrimp) is the source of this 1030-nucleotide messenger RNA. Lineage: Eukaryota; Metazoa; Arthropoda; Malacostraca; Decapoda; Penaeidae. The record is from RefSeq and is a predicted model, not a curated record.